This is a messenger RNA of Passer domesticus (house sparrow), 877 nucleotides long. Its product is annotated as interferon alpha-inducible protein 27-like protein 2A. NCBI's taxonomy places the organism in Eukaryota, Metazoa, Chordata, Aves, Passeriformes, Passeridae. Gene Ontology annotation, cellular component: mitochondrion; membrane. The transcript is spliced from 7 exons. The record is from RefSeq and is a predicted model, not a curated record. The coding region runs from base 202 to 600 and encodes 132 amino acids. Gene Ontology annotation, biological process: apoptotic signaling pathway.
GCAACAUCAACCAGAAACGAAACUGAGCGAGCUCAUUUCUCGGAAAUCAGCUGACCGGCCACACCCCCGAGCUCGAUGUUUGCUGCAGCCCUGGGCUCCUCAGAGCACAACAGACACCGGAGCUUGAUGCGAGGUGCCUCGGUCCAGCGGUACCGGGAUUAGAGCAGACUCAUCGCAGCUCUCGCUCCCGUCCGGACAGCCAUGGGUAAAAGUGUAGCCACCGUUGCAAUCAUCACUCUACUCAUCAUUGGAUGCACAAUUGAAGGAGCAGCAGCAAAGGAUCACAAAUCUGAGGGGGAUAAUGGGAGUGUCAUUGGAACUGUCAUUGGAGCCACAGUGGGAGCAGGACUGGCCCUGGUUGGCCUCCCGGUGUGCCUCGGCGCGCUGGGGUUCACCGGGGCCGGCAUCGCCGCUGGCUCCGUCGCUGCCAAGAUGAUGUCGGCAGCUGCCAUCGCCAACGGCGGCGGAGUGGCUGCUGGCAGCACCGUGGCCGUGCUGCAGUCCAUCGGAGCUGCAGGUCUUUCUGCUGGUGCCAAAGCUGGGCUGACAGCUGCGCUGGGCGCAGCUGGUGCAGCAAGUGGUGAGUUGCUCUCUGAGUGAAAGAAUCCAAGUGACAAACCUAAAAAAGAAUAAAAACCCAAGUGACAAACCCAAGAGAAAGUAACUCAGAUGACAAACGUGAGGAGGAGACAACUGCAGACGAGAAAGCCAAGAGAAGCCAAGCAGGUUCCUGAUCCCAAGGCCUUGCCAUGCACAGUUGCAAAUGCUGGAAAACCCCCACAGACCCCUCAGGGCUUUGCCUCCCCUUUUAAAAGCUUUGGAUUCUUGUGAGCAGCGAUUUCCCUGAAGCCAAUAAAUGUGCUUUGCUGGCACCAGA